This is a messenger RNA of Actinia tenebrosa (Australian red waratah sea anemone), 2372 nucleotides long. RefSeq names its product inosine-uridine preferring nucleoside hydrolase. Lineage: Eukaryota; Metazoa; Cnidaria; Anthozoa; Actiniaria; Actiniidae. Gene Ontology annotation, molecular function: hydrolase activity, hydrolyzing N-glycosyl compounds. The record is from RefSeq and is a predicted model, not a curated record.
GAGUAAAUUAUCGUGCAAUAUGAUUUGUCUGGCGUAUCCCUUGCUGUGUCAUGACGGUGUUCGUGCCGUGAACUUUUCACAGUCGUACAAAAGCUGCACUAGUCCUUUUAGAAACGUUACGUCUAAGAAACGCCUGUUCAUUUUUAACCUCGAGAAAAUCCAACCUAAAAUGGCUUCCGCUUCUCGUCUUACUAAAACUAAGAAGCUCAUUAUAGACUGCGAUGCAGGAAUAGAUGAUGCCCAGGCAAUUAUCUUAGCUCUUUCAUUAGACGUAGAAGUCCUUGCCAUAACAUGCGUGGCGGGAAACAUUGGUGUUGAUCAAGUGGUGAAGAAUGUGCUCAAAGUACUGGAUACAUGUGGAAGAACUGAUAUUCCAGUGUACAAAGGAGCAGAUCGUCCUCUGUUGGGUCAAGCUUUUGAACUUCCAAACUAUCAUGGAAAAGAUGGCCUUGGGGAUGCUACUGAUGCAAAGGGGCCUGAUAUGGAUUUGGUGAAGAGUACCCAUGCUGUGGCAGCCAUCUUAAACCUUGUCAACGAAAACCCAGGAGAAGUGACGAUAGCUGCUUUGGCCCCCCUAACGAACCUAGCCCUAGCUUGCCGAAUGGAUGAUGAUUUCUCCAAAAAAAUAAAAGCUAUAGAAUUGAUGGGUGGCAACAAACAUGGCAUAGGGAAUCACUUCAUCUCUGCCGAGUUUAAUUUUGGAGCUGAUCCAGAAGCAGCAUUUGUUGUGCUGGAUCAAUUUGAGUGCCCAAUUAAUAUUAUAUCUUGGGAGUUUUGUCUUGAAAACCCUAUUGAAUGGGAGUUUUUUAAUAACUACAUUGGCCUACCAACUCCUAAGUCACGUUUUCUAAAAGCAAUUUCCACAAAAAUUGCAGAUUAUGAAGCAGGAGGGCCCUGGUUAACUUGUGAUCCUUUUGCAGUGGCGGUUGCUCUUUGUCCUGAUAUUGUUUUAGAAGAUAAAAUGGUUCAUGCUACUAUUGAAUUAUCAGGGAAAGUGACAAAAGGUAUGAUGGUUAUAGAUUGGAGAGGAAAACUAGAGAAAAAGCAUAAUGUUCGACUAAUUGAGAAAGUUAAUCUAGAUCGAUUUAAAGCAUUAUUGUUAAGGUCUGUUAGCUAAGUGAAGGUGCUUGCCAAUGAAUUCAAGAAAGCUUGAAUCUUUGAAAUUGUUUACAGGAUUGUACAAUGUGCCUAAUUGAUGACUUUUAAAACUCCAGUGUAUUUGGGCUCAAGCUUGAAUCAGGGAGUUGAUUGUGUUGUGAUUCUAAUUUCUGCUUUUGUUUACCAACCUCAGAAGUGAGGCUAAGCCCACAUACACUGGAGUUUUUAGAGUCGUGAAUUGUGCCAAGUUCCAUGAAAAGGCUCUCUUGGGUUAGUGCACAUGUUGCAUUUGUCUACGAGAGUGAUUAGCCAUUCCAAGGUUGAUGAGAAAACUGAGUCGAGUCUGUAUUACAGUGCAUUGUGGGAUUGUCUUAGGGGACAAAAUAGCCACCAUUUUUGAAAUAUGUCCCCUAAAGCAGCCCCACAAUGCACUGCAAUGCCAACUCAACCUAGCUUUUCCCUCAACCUCCAAGUUGUUUACAGCUGUAUAUAACAAAAUCUGUGAGAAGCACUGGAGCAAGAGAGCCUUCUGAAGCCCAGAAUCAAGCUGAAUAAAAUUAAGUGUGAAUUUGUGGAUUGAAAUGUCAAAUAAAAUAAUAAUCCCUCUGCAAGCAGAGAUGAUAUGGAUGAAAAAUACAACCUACAGCCUAAAACCUGCCUUUGGAAAGUGCUGCAUUCGUUACUGAUAGUGUUGAACUUACUAUUGUUUUCAUUAAUGUAGAAAAACGUACUGACACUCUUCUUUGGCAUUGAGGAGUGAUUGAUUUAGCAAAGAAUUUGACCCAAUAUUAGUAGAAGAUGUUUUCUUUACAAACAGACUCAUUUUAACAUUACUGUAUAGAACGUUUUGUGGCAAAGCAGAAUGAAUAUGGGAUUCAUUCUGUCAUUGAUAAAUGAAAAAGACAGAAACACACUCCUUAAAAAAUAUUUUUAUUACAAUAAUAAAGAAAGCUGGUCUCUACAAUAUACAAAUUUACCUAUCAUCUUAAUUAUCAUUGAUUAAGUUGUGAUGAAGCCAGAAAUCAAAUUUUUUGGUGUUCUUGAAUAGAUUUCAGUUGGAAAGCAAUCUAAUUUUUUAUCUGAAAAAGAUAAAAAGUCAAUAUUUUUAAUUAAUUCCUAUAACAUUGAUAAAAUAUGAUUAUGAUGAUGAUGAUGUGAUGAAAGCCAGUUAAAUGCUGAAAAAUAUGAUCUAAUAUCCUGUAUAUCAUGUCAAGUGUUGUUUUGUAGGUUGGUUUCAUAAUUGUUAAAUAAACGUUUCUUCAACCAAAAUCAAA